Cylicocyclus nassatus is the source of this 1382-nucleotide messenger RNA. Lineage: Eukaryota; Metazoa; Nematoda; Chromadorea; Rhabditida; Strongylidae. The record is from the annotation of a GenBank genome assembly.
ACAAAUUAUUCCAGAUGAUCACUAGAGAAGUGCUACUUGCGACGGGGCUUUUGAUCGAUAUCGUAUAUGCGCAAUUUGACGCUUCUACAUGUGGAUCACAGAAGGGUUGCUUAUUCGCCCCACCUGGCUGUCGUCCUGGAACCGAUUGCAUGAUCCAGUUCAGUUAUGUGGUAGAUGGCCCCUUUUUGGACAUGGAAUUGGCGGGUACACCUAGCGUUACAAAUGGAUACAUAGCGGUAGGCUUCUCUCAGGACGACAGAAUGGGCGAUGAUAUGGUGGUCUACUGUGCGAACUUCAAUGGAUCACCGGUUGGAGGUUUGGCGAGGAAUGAGCCUCAAAAGGCAAAUACUUUACUGAGCAAUGUUGGUAUCCAAGAUGUGAGACAAGCUGUUGUGAACGGUAAUGCGCUAUACUGUGCAAUCAACCAGCGCAUAGAUUCAAACGAAGCUGGGUUGGUGAAUCUCAAUGGAACCUACUACAUAUUGCUUUCGAGUGGCCCAGUUGAGGGAAACCGACUUAACUAUCAUGGAACAAAUCGUUAUGUACUACCACGUACAGUGUUAUCUGCCUAUGUACGAGGUGUAGGAUUCGUCGGAGGUUUGGGACGAGACGAAGGUGGCAGGUCGACUAAUGAUAGACUCAUGAUAGCACACGGAAUAUUGAUGGUUCUCUCGUGGUCGAUCUUUCUAUCAACUGGUAUUCUUUUCGCUCGAAAUUUCAAAGGACACUUCCCUGAUACCACCUUAUGUGGCCUGAAGCUUUGGUUCCAUUUCCAUCGCACUCUCAACAUGAUUGGAAUUGGUGGAACAAUUGCUGCAUUCGUUGUAGUCUUCGUAGCUCAUGAUUGGCGAUGGAUCGGCCCUAAAGCGUAUCAGUCUAAGGAACUUAACAACAGAUGGAGUUCGGUACACGCAAUGCUUGGUUUGAUUGCUUGCGUUGUCGCAUGGGCUCAGCCUCUUGGGGCUGUAUUCAGGUGCCACCCAGAUCACAAGGCGAGACCUAUUUUCAAUGUAGUACAUGGUUUCUUUGGGGCAGGAGCGUGGCUAUGCGCUGUUGCCGCCAUAAUGAUAGCCGUCGUACAUUUUAAGGGCAUGUUCAGCGACCGUGAUGCUGCUCUUGGUCUUUUCAUUGCGUUUACAGCAAUAGCUGGACUAACCAUAAUAGCCAUGGAAACACUGACUUUCAAAGUUUGGUGGACUGGUCGACGUCGCGUUAGUGAAAUGGAAAUGGUUCGGGUGGGUGGUUCUAGUGGUAGCGCAGUCUCAGAAGAUAUCGAAAAGGCUCAACGUCUACAAUGGUUUAUACUGCUCUUCUUCUUAGUUGUUGCUAUCGGUACUGCCAUUGCAAUUUCGAUUCUCAUUGGACUAAAACCAAAAUUGUAG